This is a messenger RNA of Gekko japonicus, 2340 nucleotides long. It is a transcript of the gene SLC4A11, whose product is annotated as solute carrier family 4, sodium borate transporter, member 11. NCBI's taxonomy places the organism in Eukaryota, Metazoa, Chordata, Lepidosauria, Squamata, Gekkonidae. Gene Ontology annotation, molecular function: solute:inorganic anion antiporter activity. Gene Ontology annotation, cellular component: plasma membrane; basolateral plasma membrane. Gene Ontology annotation, biological process: transmembrane transport; monoatomic ion homeostasis; monoatomic anion transport. The record is from RefSeq and is a predicted model, not a curated record. The transcript is spliced from 16 exons. The annotation marks the transcript as partial.
GUUACCUUAAAUGCGAUACAGACGAUGGCUGCGAGAACAAGGAAGAAGGCGGAGGGGAGGAACUGUUCGACACGGUCAAUUCCUCCAUCGUUUCCGGGGACAGCAUCAGGUUCUUUGUGAAUGUCAACUUGGACGUCCAACAGAAUGUGACAGUUCACCUCCUGUCGGAUACAAUUCAGGGUGUCACAGCGACCGUCACGGGGGUACAAUAUCAGCAGUCCUGGCUCUGUAUCAUUUGCACUAUCAAGUCCCUUCAGCGACGUCACGUCUGCAUCAGCCGGCUGGAGAGGCCUCAGAACUGGGGGGAGAACUCCUGCGAAGUGAGAUUUGUCAUUCUGGUGCUGGCCCCUCCCAAAAUGAAAAGUACCAAAACCGCGACCGAAGUGGGCCGGACGUUUGCCACCAUGUUUUCCGAUAUCACCUUCCGGCAGAAGCUUCUGGAAACGAAGACGGAAGAAGAGUUCAAGGAAGCGUUGGUCCACCAGCGCCACCUGCUGACCGUGGUGAACCAGAGGCCCUCGGCAGUGACGGAUGGCCACAAAACGCACAGCCACAAGCCCCUCAAGCUCCACGAGUUCUUCAAUGUUGGCAAGGGAAUUGUUGAUGACUUGGCACGAAGAUUUCCAGUCUACGCUCUGGACUUCACCGACGGCAUUAUUGGCACCAACAAAGCCAUAGGCAAAUACAUCACCACCAUGAUCUUUCUGUACUUCGCCUGCCUGCUGCCCUCCAUCGCUUUCGGCUCCCUAAAUGACGAAAACACGCGGGGAGCCAUCGAUGUGCAGAAGACCAUCGUCGGGCAGUGCAUCGGGGGGCUCGUCUACGCUCUGUUCUCAGGCCAGCCGCUAGUGGUGCUCCUAACCACAGCCCCUCUAGCGCUGUACAUCAAUGUGAUCCAAGGAAUCUGUGACGACUACCAGCUGGAUUUCGGUGCGUUCUACGCCUGCAUCGGCCUCUGGAAUAGUUUCUUCCUCUUGCUUUACUCCCUCUUCAAUUGCAGUCUUCUCAUGAAGCUCUUUAAAAGGUCCACAGAAGAAAUAAUUGCGCUUUUUAUAUCCGUCACGUUUGUGCUCGAUGCGGUGAAAGGCAUCGUUAAAAUUUUUGAAAAGUAUUAUUUGGACGUCAGUGCCAACGCCACGACCUUAUCGAAUUCGUCGAUGGACCACUCGGUAUCAGGGAACCAGACCGACGUCCACCCUGCCGCCAUCCACCACGGGCGCGAGACGGCCGUCCUCAGCCUCAUGCUGACGCUGGGCACCCUCUGGCUCGGCCACACGCUCUACCAGUUCAAGAAAAGCCCCUACCUGCACUCCAGAGUCCGCGAGAUCCUGUCGGACUGUGCCUUGCCCAUCUCGGUCCUCAUCUUCUCCGUCGUGGGAUCCUAUUUCUUCAAGGAAAUAGAAAUGUCCAAGUUCAACUACAACCCGUCGGAGACCAUGUUUGCGUUGGCACCCAUCCAGUCUCUCUCCAUCGGCUCCGUCAUGAGUGCCAUGGGCCUGGGGUUCCUCCUCUCCAUGCUUUUCUUCAUCGAACAGAACAUAGUGGCGUCGCUCACCAACGCCCCAGAGAACAGGUUAGUGAAGGGAACCGCGUAUCACUGGGACCUCCUCCUCGUGGCUCUGAUCAACACCGGGCUGUCGCUCUUCGGGCUGCCGUGGAUCCACGCUGCGUUCCCUCACUCGCCGAUGCAUGUCCGAGCUCUGGCCUACGUGGAGGAGAGGGUGGAGAACGGGCACAUCUAUGAGACGAUCGUGAGCGUGAAGGAGACCCGGCUGACCACGCUGGUGGCCAAUUCCUUGGUGGGCCUCUCGCUCCUGCUCCUGCCGUUCCCGCUGCAGCUGAUCCCCAAGCCCGUCCUCUACGGGCUCUUCCUCUACAUCGCCUUGACCUCCAUCGACGGGAACCAGCUCUUCGAGAGGGUGGCCCUCCUGCUGAAGAAAGAGCAGACAGCCUACCCUCCCACGCAUUACAUCCGCCGGGUGCCUCAGAGGAAAAUCCACUAUUUCACCGGCCUGCAGGUUCUUCAGCUCAUCAUUCUCUGCGGCUUUGGCAUGUCUCCGCUGCCCUACAUGAAGAUGAUCUUCCCUCUCAUCAUGAUAGGAAUGAUCCCCAUCAGGUAUAACCUGCUCCCCAGGAUUAUCGAAGCGAAAUACUUGGACGCCAUGGAUGCCGAACACUAGGCCAGAACAGGCCUUGCCCUUUGCAACAGUUCACAGCUCUUUCGGGGGGAACGAAAAGGAAGCUGUCGCCAGGCUGAGUUUCCUCGUCGGAAGUUGGUUCGCGUUGGAACCUCCGCGGCUUCCCAAGACGCUGCACUGCUCCCCGAAGGCCAAAGACUGA